AUGCACGUGGCGAAGGUGACGUUCGCGCGGGUGAAUUUUCUCUUCAACAGGACAAAGACACCCUGCUACCUACCGCCGAGUAUCGUUGGCAAUGUGCCCCACUUGACUCCAGAUAACUGUAGCAAAGUUAAGGACUUGACGGCUCAGGUGGUGGACUUUGCCGAUAUCUUGAGUUUAGUAAAGUUGGCGACGGACGAGAAGAUACCUUUUCGGGAACUUCUGAACGUGACCGACUAUGAGCUCGUGCUUUCGGCUAGAGACUACAUCAGCGAAUCGAACCCACCGAGCUCCAAAGGAACAGGCUUCAUGGUUGAGACAAGCGGUGGGCGGCGUACUAUUUCCAUUGAAGAGUUCAUGCGUGCGACAGAGUUGCUGCAGCCGGAGCUUGUGGUGCCGCUGGCCGACGAGAUCCCGGUCGAGAAGGGUCGAAACAGGCACCGUACGGCUGUCCAAACAUCUUUGGCCUGGCUGGACACCUGUCAGGCACUCAAUACUUCGCGAACGCCCAUGUGCGGAGUGGUUGUGGGUGGGGACGAUCACACUUUGCGACGGAUGAGUGCUGGCGAGACGUGCAAACGGGACAUCCAGGCGAUCCUCCUCAGUGGUUUGGGGACUUGCCCCGAAAGAGCGACGCUGAUCGAUGUCAUUGUCAACGAGAUCACUCCAGCAUCGCUUCCACGUGUUAUUACUGGAAUUGGACACCCUCUCGACGUGCUGGACACUGUCAAUCGUGGCAUCGACGGCUUCGUGUCGCCCUACCCAGCCACUGUCACUAAGGCAGGCUCUGCGUUGAUCUUCUGGAUUAGUGAGGACGAAGAUGGAGGCAGUGCCAGUGAACGGAACGCGGAACGAAGGCGCUCCGGAGGAGUGCUGCAUUUGCGUGAGAAGCGAUUUGCAACUGACUUUGGCCCUUUAAUGGCGGGCUGCAACUGCUUUGCGUGCCAGAAGUAUACACGCGCUUACGUUCACCACCUGCUCAAUGUCCGCGAGAUGCUUGGGGACAUUUUGUUGUAUCUGCACAAUCUGCAGCACUAUUUUCGCUUCUUUCGCGAGAUCCGAACAUCUAUCAGCACUGAUCGCUUUGCCGCUUACCACGCUGAAUUCUCCACGAAAUUUGACGAAAAGGCUUCGACUGCCCCGCCGCUAAUUAUCCCAGCGACGAUAGAAGAACGGGAGCGUAAGCGUCUGCGGCCAUAA
Phytophthora infestans T30-4 is the source of this 1197-nucleotide messenger RNA. RefSeq names its product queuine tRNA-ribosyltransferase domain-containing protein, putative. Bases 1 to 1197 code for a protein of 398 amino acids. The record is from RefSeq and is a predicted model, not a curated record. Gene Ontology annotation, molecular function: tRNA-guanosine(34) queuine transglycosylase activity. Lineage: Eukaryota; Oomycota; Peronosporomycetes; Peronosporales; Peronosporaceae. The transcript has 5 exons.